This is a messenger RNA of Coregonus sp. 'balchen', 12393 nucleotides long. NCBI's taxonomy places the organism in Eukaryota, Metazoa, Chordata, Actinopteri, Salmoniformes, Salmonidae. The record is from the annotation of a GenBank genome assembly.
GACCUCGACAGGAGUUUCUCACUUUCAAAGGGCCAGAGUUGUUUGGUGGGAUUCCAAUGUCACAAAGGAUUAAGAGGUGUGCACACACAGCACAAAUGUGUGUGCAUGUGUCCAUUGUUACCAGAUACUAGUAGUUUGUUUGUUCUCAUGUCAGAAGCAGAGAAACAUGUUGAAGUUGUAGGACAGAGCUUUACCCUGUCGAGGAGGCAAAUUGUGAUCUGGAGUGGACUGUAACCACGGGAGACACCUAAUUCCAAAGGAUGAGCUGCUUCCAGACUUUGACAGAUCAACUACAGACCUUGAGGAGUCAUUUACCCCCCCAUACCAUUGAACGGCAAGAUGGAAACACAUGCAAGGACAGUCAUCAAUGCAAGACCACUGUAAGCUUUAAAAGUUUGAAUUUCUUCAAUAUAACAUUUACGUCAUUUAGCAGACGCUCUUAUCCAGAGUGACUUACAAAUUGGUCCAUUCAAUUUAUGAUAGCCAGUGGGACAACCACUUUUUUUUUCAUCUUUUUUUUGGUGGGGGAGGGGGGAGUAGAAGGAUUACUUUUAUACUAUUCCAGGUAUUCCUUAAAGAGGUAGGGUUUCAAGUGUCACUAUUAACAACCUUUUAUUGUGCUUAGUAAACCAAAUCAGGGUAUGUUUUCCACUAAUAAAGCUGUGGAAUAGGACAGGGAAACAUGAGGUCCUGAAAGCUUUAAAGUUUGAAUUAAUUAAAUAUAACACUGUUAACAACCUAACAAUCUCUCGCUCUCUCUUUCUCUCUCUCGCUCUCAAGCAUGUCUGAUCAAUUUGUGUGUGUGUCUUUGUAAUAUAUCCGAUCACUGUAGCGUCCGGCAGGGAUUCCUCUGUCCAGGAAGCUGUGCUAUGCCGUGGGAGGUGUGCCAUAUCAGAUUACUACGGUUGCCAUGGGCUUCUCCUUACAGAUUUUCCUGCUAGAUGUUGUACAGGUCAGUAAUGUUACUCAUUGUCUGUCUGUCUGUCUGUCUGUCUGUCUGUGUACAGUCCACUGUCUCAUGUCUGUCUGUGUAACCUCUCUAGGCUGGAGUCUCUGUCUCUAUCAAAUCAAUCAAAUGUAUUUAUAAAACCAUUUUUACAUCAGCAGAUGUCACAAAGUGCUUAUACAGAAACCCAUCAUAAAACCCCAAACUGCAAGCAAUGCAGAUGUAGAAGCACGCUGGCUAGGAAAAACUCCCUGAAAGGCAGGAACCUACGUAGAAACCUAGAAGAACCAGGCUCUGAAGGGUGUCUGAGUCCUGUCUGUCCCUGGCUCUUUUGCAGAUCGAGGCCUUCUAUGUUUCUCUGAUCCUGUUUGUGAGUCGGGCCUGGGAUGCUGUAACGGACCCACUGGUGGGGUACUUGGUGAGCCGCAGUAGCUUGACACCCAUUGGCAAACUCAUGCCAUGGUCAGUGGAUCUCAACAAUGCCUCUUCCAUUUUGAUAUUGAUUUUGGCCAGUGCAAUCCAUUCUUGCUGUCCUUCUCAGAGCAUCCCUUUCUGUAUUUUUGUGUUUUUCAGGGUGGUUCUCGCCAUGCCUUUUGGGGUCCUCUCCUAUGUCCUGCUGUGGUUCAUGCCCCAAGGCUCCAUGUCUCAAGCCUUCAGUGUUCCCUGGUACCUCACAGCAAGCUGCCUGUUUGAGACUCUCAUGACUGUAAGAUCUACGAUCUCAUCCACUGGAUGAGACAUUUCAGCCUGUUAACAUCAAGGCUGUUCUACUCUUUCUUCACAUACAGUAUGACCACUCAGCCCCAUCUCCAAGUCUUAAUCAUCUAGUCUACAUCCUCAACCCUUGCUUGCCUUGCUCCAUUUCUAUAAUAAUAAUAAUAAUAAUAAUAAUAAUAAUAAUAAUAAUAAUAAUAAUAAUAAUAAAUGCCAUUUAGCAGACACUUAUCCAAAGCGACUUAGUCAUGUGUGCAUACAUUUUUCACGCAUGAGUGGUCCCGGGAAUCGAGCCCACUAUUCUGGUGUUGCAAGAGCCAUGCUCUACCAACUGAGCUACAGAGGACCACUUACUGUAUCAUAAUUACUACUGUAUGUAUCCCAAACAAAUCACUUAGCUGCUUUCUGUAGUCUGAUCUCUGCAGUGUUAUCAUUGCUGCCUCUUGAUAAUGACCACUUUCCUUUAGGGCAUCACUAUGGUUACUGUGUGCCAUACUCUUCCUGUGUCAGUGUGACCAUGGUUACAAGGUGCAAUUAUUGACUCACAGUACAGUAUCACAUACCCCUUUUUUUUGCACCGUCACCAUGGUUUCUGUCUCUUUCUCCUGACAGUGUUUUAAUGUGCCUUACCUUUCGCUGAGCAUGUUUUUGGGUGGAGACCAGAGAGAUAGAGACUCUGCCACAGCCUACAGUAAGAGCUUGACAUCCACUCUCUGGCAAUUUUUUAAAAAUCUUGUAAUGAUGAAUGGCAUACAGUAAAAAUGGAUAAAAUCAUACAUUCUCUCUCUCUCUCUCUCUCUCUCUCUCUCUCAGGGAUGAGUGUGGAAAUGCUGGCGAUGCUGGUGGCCUCAGUGAUUCAGGGUCAGGUUGUGGCUGUAUAUAACACAGAGAGGGCUGGGGCCUGUCAACAGCUGGACCAGAUCCAGGAGCUGCCUCACAACACCCCUGCGCCACAGGCAGAUACACUACAGGCCACGGUACUACCACUAUGCGUCACACAGCAGGGCUUGGUGCGAGUAACUACUCUCCAGUCACAAUCACUAACCCAGCACUGACACACACACUGAUGAACAUAACACUCCUCUACUAUGUUAGUUUAGCAGCAUUUCUUUGUCAGUGGAAGUGAACUUACCUAGUCCCAGGGAUAUCAUAUUACACAGUAAUUAACUGUUCUUAGCGUGUGUGUGCAUGCUCAUGUAUGCGUGUGUACUUGCGUCCGUGUGUCUUUGCAUUUCAAGUAUGUGCGUUUGUCUUGUUUGUUUACCCAUAGGCCUAAGUGGUUUUUUAUGUAUAUGCAUACAUGUGAAUCAUUUGUUUGUGUAGCUUUGCUUACCUGUGAGGUUUUGUGUAUCUCUCCCUAGCGUAAGGCUUUCCUGACCUCAGCGCUGGUCAUAGGCGGGCUGUUCUUCCUCUGCUGCCUGGUCCUCUUCCUGGGGGUGAAAGAGCAGCAUGGUGAGUCAAGGGUCAGAACACUAGAGUUGGGGUCAGUUUAGAACUGCCAGAGCAAAGCACAGGGGAGGUCAAGGUUCAGUAGAAUGUGUUCAAGAGUCUAGUUCUGGGAGGUGGGCUAAAUGAUGUGCUUGGAACUAAAGUUUUGCAGAAGUCACUUUUGACAUAAAUCACAGUAACUAUUUUUUGAAUUUAUUUUUUCUACAACACCAAAUACCUCUCUCUGAUUUUCUCUCCAGCUCCCCUCUAUAGUCCGGCUAGAGUGCGUCUGUCCUAUCUCACCACACUAAAGAUGCUUGUGUGCCACAUUCCUUACCAACGACUGGUCCUUGGCCUCCUCUUUGCUGCACUUGCCUUCCAGGUAAAUCCUUGCCUGGACUGCAUCCAAAUAGAUCAACUUAUACAUCUUGAACCCGCUAAUGCACAUUUGUCCCUUUUAGAUGUCUUUGGGGAAUUUUGCACUGUUCUGUACCCAUGUAGCUGGGCUUGGGGCCCAGUUCCAACACCUUCUCCUGGCUCUGCUGGUAAGACAGUUCUGUUCAGUUCUGUCGACCUCACACAUACUCGUAUCACACACCCCACACCCUCUGAUUGGCCCAAUACACACACAGAUGACAGAACACAAUUGUUAUCUAAUCCGGCAUAUCAUACUCUUUAUGAUGUGAUAUAUUUAUGUGUAACUGGUAUUCGUCUCUGGAAGCUAACCGCUUGUCAUUUCCUUAUUAAAGGGAAAACUACAGCCACAAUACAUUCUCUUGUUUUUGUUUUAUAUAGUCUGUUUCUUCGUCCUAACAGAUUGCAGCCACUAUAGCUGUUCCACUGUGGCAGGCAAUCCUGGUACGAGUUGGGAAAAAGACCACACUUUUCAUCGGCCUAUUUGUGAGCACAACAUUGUUUGUCCCUUUAUGACAAUGUUUAUGCUGAAAUACUUACUGUGUGUGUGAAAUGUUUUUGUAUUUUUUAUAGCUCUUCAUCCCAGCUGUAACAAUCAUAGCUUGUGUACCCAGUAACCUGCCGGUCUUUGUGACCAUGUGUGUGAUGUUAGGAUUCAGCUUGGCAACAAUGUUCCUGCUGCCUUGGUGAGUCAGCGUACUCUGGCUCAGGGCCAUGUCUCCUCUCUGUACUGCACUCUGCUCCAGUUCUGUCUCUGCCACUUUUAAUGACUCUAAACACACACACACACACACAAUGCUAACAUUCAUAACCCCCCAUGACAGCCUGUCAAGUGUUGAAUAUUCUUAUAUGCUGAUUUGACACUCGGCCAGUUCACUAAUAUAAACUGUUUUACACUUCAAUCGAUUCACUCAGACAGUGUUUGGUGCAUAAUCUGUGUGUGGUCUGAUUUGCAAGGCAGUCUCUUAUUAUUCAUGUAGGUCCAUGCUCCCGGACGUGGUAGAUGACUUUGCCUUGAGAAACCCCUGCUGCAAGGACCUGGAGCCCCUGUUUUUCUCCUGCUAUGCCUUCUGCAGUAAGCUGGGGGGAGGCCUGUCUGUUGGAAUCUCAACCAUGACAUUACAGUGAGUCAUUCAUCCACCUACUCCUUCUCUCCCUCACCCCUUUUCUCCCCCUCAUUAUGUAAAAUAUAAUUUCAUUAUUACAGUGCAUUAGGAAAGUAUUUUCCACAUUUUGUUACGUUACAGCCUUAUUCUAAAAUUGAUUAAAUAUACAAAUGUCCUCAUCAAUCUACACACAGUACCCCAUAAUGACAAAGCGAAAACAGGUUUUUGGAAAUGUUUGCACAUUUAUUAAAAAUAAAAAAACAUGCCUUAUUUACAUAAGUAUUCAGACCCUUUGCUAUAAGACUCAAAAUUGAGCUCCGGUGCAUCCUGUUUCCAUUGAUCAUCCUUGAGAUGUUUCUACAACUAGAUUGGAGUCCAAAUGUGGUAAAUUCAAUUGGUUGGACAUGAUUUGGAAAGGCACACACGUCUAUAUAAGGUCCCACAGUUGACAGUGCAUGUCAGAGCAAAAACCAAGCCAUGAGGUCGAAGGAAUUAUCCGUAGAGCUCCGAGACAGGAUUGUGUCGAGGCACAGAUCUGGGGAAGGGUACCAAAAAAUUUCUGCAGCAUUUAAGGUCCCCAAGAACACAGUGGCCUCCAUCAUUCUUAAAUGGAAGAAGUUUGGAACCACCAAGACUCUUCCUAGAGCUGGCUGCCCGGCCAAACUGAACAAUCGGGGGAGAAGGGCCUUAGUCAUGGAGGUGACCAAGAACCCAAUGGUCACUCUGACAAAGCUCCAGAGUUCCUCUGUGGAGAUGGGACAACCUUCCAGAAGGACAACCAUCUCCGCAGCACUUCACCAAUCAGGCCUUUAGGGUAGAGUGGCCAGAUGGAAGCCACUCCUCAAUAAAAGGCAUGACAGCCCACAUGGAGUUUGCCAAAAGGCACCUAAAGAACUCUCAGACCAUGAGAAACAAGAUUCUCUGGUCUGAUGAAACCAAGAUUGAACUCUUUGGCCUGAAUGCCAAGCGUCACGUCUGGAGGAAACCUGGCACCAUCCCUACGGUGAAGCAUGGUGGUGGCAGCAUCAUGCUGUGGGGAUGUUUUUCAGCGACAGGGACUGGGAGACUAGUCAAGAUCGAGAGAAAGAUGAACGGCGCAAAGUACAAAGAGAUCCUUGAUGAAAACCUGCUCCAGAGCGACCUCAGACUGGGGCGAAGGUUCACCUUCCAACAGGACAACGACCCUGAGCACACAGCCAAGACAAUGCAGGAGUGGCUUCGGGACAAGUCUCUGAAUGUCCUUGAAUGACCCAGCUCGGACUUGAACCUGAUCGAACAUCUCUGGAGAGACCUGAAAAUAGCUGUGCAGCGACACUCCCCAUCCAACCUGAUGGAGCUUGAGAGGAUCUGCAGAGAAGAAUGGGAGAAACUCCCCAAAUACAGGUGUGCCAAGCUUGUAGCGUCAUACCCAAGAAGACUCAAGGCUGUAAUCGCUGCCAAAGUUGCUUCAACAAAGUACUGAGUAAAGGGUCUGAAUACUUAUGUGAAUGUGAUGUUUCCGUUUUUUAUUUUUAAGAAAUUUGCAAACAUUUCAAAUCUGUUUUUGCUUUGUCAUUAUGGGGAAUUGUGUGUAGAUUGAGGGAAAAAAUACAAUUUCAUCCAUUUUAGAAUAAGGCUGUAACGUAACAAUGUGGAGUGAAGGGGUCUGAAUACUUUCCGAAUGCACUGUAUAUGUUUCGAUCACCAUAUUAUUUCUAUGUAUUUAUGUUGUGUGUUUGUAUGCUUGUUUGUACUGCAGCUUUGUGGGGUAUCGUGCAGGUGCCUGUAGCCAUAGUGAGGACGUGGUGACUGCUCUUAUUGUGCUUUUUGCCCCUGUGCCCAUCACCCUGCUGCUGGUGGGGCUGGUCUUCUUCCACCUGUACCCCAUCAAUGAGGAUCGACGCCUCCAGCUCCAGAGAGAGCGAGGAAGAGUGUGAGUCAUUCACACUCCUAAUAGGCUGCCUUAGUGCUCCUACUCUGACAAUAGCUUCCUCUCUAAAUCCAACAUACUGCAUCACAACUUCCCUUACACAUUCCUGAGUUUAUGAUUCUCAAACAUCCUGCCCCACUCUUUAUUGACGUUUUGUAUGUGCAUGACGAUGAAUAUGAAUAUGUGUAGCCCUAGGCAACUAACUGUUUUCUUGUUUUCCCUCUAUUCAGUGUUGAAGCCAUACAUUCAACUGAUAUAGAAGAGGAGAUAGGAUCACACAUUCAUCAGUCAAGACACCAACCACAUGAGUCCAGUCUGAAGUCAAGUGGCGAGUCACAGCCAACUAAGUCCAGUUGUAUUUCAAACAAGUCUACCUUGAAAAGUCACAACCUCAGAGGCUCCAAAAAGUUAAAUAACCAAUCAAACAAAUCUGCUCAUCACAAUCCACUGGAGGUCAGGCCUGAUUUGAAUUCCCAUUCACAAGAAUCUAAGCCCAACUCAGAUCACCUUCCAUGGAAUUCUAGGCCAAAUUCUAAUCACUGCUCACAUAAAUCUGAUCAUAGGAUGUCUAACAAGUCUGAAGGAAAAUUUAAAAUUACAUGGGUCUAAAAAAUAAAAAUAAAUAAACCUAUCAUUAAAAUUAUAGACUGAUCAUUUCUUUGUCAGUGGGCAAACGUACAAAAUCAGCAGGGGAUCAAAUAGUUUUUUCCCUCACUGUAUAAGGUCCCACAGUUGACAGUGCAUGUCAGAGCCAAAACCAUCUCUGCAGCACUCCACCAAUUGGGCCUUCAUGGUAGUGACCAGAAUACUUUCUGAAGGCACUGUAUGUGUGGGAAUACUUGGGACAGAUUUCCUACAUUUAAAAUAAAUUUUAACUGAUUUUCUGAUGAUUGUACAGUCUUAUGUCCAAUAACGAUGUAUUUUUAUAUAAUAAUACUUUUCUGAGGGGCCAAAUAAAGUCACCAGUGGGCCGAAUAUCUUCUUUAUGUUUCUUGUAGGACUGUGUUCACCCGGGAUGAAGAAAUACAAAUCAAAUAUUUGGUGAUUUCUGUUAAGAAAAAAAGCUACAAAUGUCAAUAAAUACUACAUUAGAAAAUGUGAAUAUGUAAAACAUAAAAUAAUAAUCAUACACUUUCAAGAUAGGCGUAGACCUGCUAGAUCAUCUGACUAGCUAGGUUUCUGUCCAAUUGGCGACAGAUUUUCAUGCGAAUACUCUAGAAUCUGUAUAAAGAAAAUGUGCAUUUUCCCAACAAGGUGGGAAGAGCUUUUGAAAGGCUGAUUCUCCCCCAGCUGCAAAAGGAGGUAUGCUCUUAAACAGACCCACUCCAGUUUGCUUGCAAGCGGCACAGGGGUGUUGAUGCAGUUCUGUCCCUACUGCACUGUGCCUACACCCACCUGGGGAAGCCCAAGGUAUAAGUCAGGAUGGUAUCUUUGGAUUUCUCUAGUGCAUUUAAUACAGUGCAGCCUCACUUAAUGGGUCAAAAGCUCCAGAACAUGAAUGUCAAUCCACAUCUGAUUAUCUGGGUCCUCUCCUUCCUGACAAAUAGAGAACAGUUGGUCAGAUUCAAUGGUCAUUGCAGCUCGUCCAGAAUCAUCUCUACAGGCUCCAAUCUCGCCUGUUUUAUUCAACCUGUAAACAGACGACUGUAGGAGCUCAGACCCAGAGAUGAUGUUCAUGAAGUACUCGGAUGACACCGUAAUCAUGGACACAGCAGGCAACUCGGGGAAACUCCAGGCUUUCACUGUGGUGUAGCCAGAACUACCUGAACCUCAAUGCAACCAAAACCAAAGACCUGGUCAUUGACUUCAGAAGAGACCAACCUAGCAUCCAAGCGCUGGACAUUAACAGACAGAUCAUUGAGCGAAUGGAGGACUACAAAUACCAAGGAACCAGCAUUGACAACAAGCUCUCCUUCAAAAGAAACAUUGAACACAUUCACUCAAAAUGUCAACGCAUGUUCUUUCUACAGAAAUUGAUGAAGUUUAAUGUACACCAAUUCCCCAAGCAUUUUAUAUAUGCUUUAUAGAAUCCAUCUUAGGCUUUAAUAUUGUGGGGUGGUUUGGUGCUCUAGGGAACACAAGUCAGAACCCAUUGAACAGGGUAAUAAGAAUCAGUAGGAAGGUAAUCGGAGCAAGUCAGGAACCUCUCAGUGACAUUUACAAAAAACAAGUGAGGAAGAAGGGGGGAACAAAUAGCAUUUGACACCACACACACACACACACACACACACACACACACACACACACACACACACACACACACACACACACUGAUAGACCAAUAUAGCCACCUACCCUCCGGGCGCGGGUAUAGAGCUUUCCCAUUAAAAUCUAAGAGUUUGUGCCAACAUCCAUCAAACUCAUUAACUCUGUUUUUAUUUGUGUGUGUAUAUACAGUGGGGAAAAAAAGUAUUUAGUCAGCCACCAAUUGUGCAAGUUCUCCCACUUAAAAAGAUGAGAGAGGCCUGUAAUUUUCAUCAUAGGUACACGUCAACUAUGACAGACGAAUUGAGAAUUUUUUUCUCCAGAAAAUCACAUUGUAGGAUUUUUUAUGAAUUUAUUUGCAAAUUAUGGUGGAAAAUAAGUAUUUGGUCACCUACAAACAAGCAAGAUUUCUGGCUCUCACAGACCUGUAACUUCUUCUUUAAGAGGCUCCUCUGUCCUCCAUUCGUUACCUGUAUUAAUGGCACCUGUUUGAACUUGUUAUCAGUAUAAAAGACACCUGUCCACAACCUCAAACAGUCACACUCCAAACUCCACUAUGGCCAAGACCAAAGAGCUGUCAAAGGACACCAGAAACAAAAUUGUAGACCUGCACCAGGCUGGGAAGACUGAAUCUGCAAUAGGUAAGCAGCUUGGUUUGAAGAAAUCAACUGUGGGAGCAAUUAUUAGGAAAUGGAAGACAUACAAGACCACUGAUAAUCUCCCUCGAUCUGGGGCUCCACGCAAGAUCUCACCCCGUGGGGUCAAAAUGAUCACAAGAACGGUGAGCAAAAAUCCCAGAACCACACGGGGGGACCUAGUGAAUGACCUGCAGAGAGCUGGGACCAAAGUAACAAAGCCUACCAUCAGUAACACACUACGCCGCCAGGGACUCAAAUCCUGCAGUGCCAGACGUGUCCCCCUGCUUAAGCCAGUACAUGUCCAGGCCCGUCUGAAGUUUGCUAGAGUGCAUUUGGAUGAUCCAGAAGAGGAUUGGGAGAAUGUCAUAUGGUCAGAUGAAACCAAAAUAGAACUUUUUGGUAAAAACUCAACUCGUCGUGUUUGGAGGACAAAGAAUGCUGAGUUGCAUCCAAAGAACACCAUACCUACUGUGAAGCAUGGGGGUGGAAACAUCAUGCUUUGGGGCUGUUUUUCUGCAAAGGGACCAGGACGACUGAUCCGUGUAAAGGAAAGAAUGAAUGGGGCCAUGUAUUGUGAGAUUUUGAGUGAAAACCUCCUUCCAUCAGCAAGGGCAUUGAAGAUGAAACGUGUCUGGGUCUUUCAGCAUGACAAUGAUCCCAAACACACCGCCCGGGCAACGAAGGAGUGGCUUCGUAAGAAGCAUUUCAAGGUCCUGGAGUGGCCUAGCCAGUCUCCAGAUCUCAAUCCCAUAGAAAAUAUUUGGAGGGAGUUGAAAGUCCGUGUUGCCCAGCGACAGCCCCAAAACAUCACUGCUCUAGAGGAGAUCUGCAUGGAGGAAUGUGCCAAAAUACCAGCAACAGUGUGUGAAAACCUUGUGAAGACUUACAGAAAACGUUUGACCUGUGUCAUUGCCAACAAAGGGUAUAUAACAAAGUAUUGAGAAACUUUUGUUAUUGACCAAAUACUUAUUUUCCACCAUAAUUUGCAAAUAAAUUCAUUAAAAAUCCUACAAUGUGAUUUUCUGGAUUUUUUUUCCUCAUUUUGUCUGUCAUAGUUGACGUGUACCUAUGAUGAAAAUUACAGGCCUCUCUCAUCUUUUUAAGUGGGAGAACUUGCACAAUUGGUGGCUGACUAAAUACUUUUUUCCCCCACUGUAUCAUGUCACCAGAAUGAGACCCUCGAUAUUUAUUGGAAAGGCACAUCAAGAUCACAGUGCACUUUCACCACCCUGUGAAUUUCAUAACUUAUUUCAACUGUAGCCUAAUAAACUGCAUUGUUGGUCUCCUUUGGCAAAAUGGCAGCGUCCAUGGAAUUGUUGCUUGAAUCUGGAAGUGCGGCAAGGGAAGUGUGUGACAAUUAAUGGAAAAUUGUGAAAACAAGGAAUGGAACGAAACGAGCAAAAGUUGUAGUAGUAGAAGACAAGGAUCGGUCUAAUAAUGCAUUUCUUGUUGGACUUUUGGAAAAAUGGAUUUAAUCAAGGUGACUAAAAGCGGCCUUGUUUUGGUUAAUUGUGUCGAUGAAGAACGAAGGUUACUCACGUAACAACAGUUCUAUGAGCUAGGGACUAUGCUAGUCACUCAAUGGGAUAUUCUUACGCCUGGCGGCAAGAUGAGUCAAGAUAUUAAUAUCAGAGUAAUUCCGUGCCACGGGUGUGAUGCGCGUGCCCCCACCCCCUAAAAAUACCUGCGCGCGUAUCAUCACUUCCUCAAGACUCUUCCCGAGGCUACAAGGGAUCCAACAGCUAGACUAGCAUAGUCCCUAGCUCAUAGAACUGUGGUUACGUGAGUAACCUUAAUUCUAUUUUGCUUGAGGGACUACGCUAGUCACUCAAUGGGAUGACAAUACCAGAGUAAGUCGGUUCCCGUAGGGCACAGCCUAGAGCAACACAUCACCAUAGGUGCUUGAGGCAGUACCCGGACCAACCACAGGUUAGUUUUGGGAGGGAAGGGUAGCACCAAGCACAGCUGAGCUCACACUGUGAGGGUUAGCAACAUUCCCCCAGUAAAACCUGCAAAGGUACUGGGGGAUGCCCAGCUGGCAGCCACAGAUGUCAGAGAGGGGGACUCCCUUAAGCAGUGCCCAGGAGGUGGCAACUCCCCCGGUGGAGUGCGCUACCAUAAAGGAUGGGGCUGGGUGGCAGCUAGACUAUAUGCUUGCAGGAUGGUGUCUACAAUCCAAAGUGACAACCGUUGUUUUCAGAGAGGCUUACCCUGUAUCUCCAAAGCACACAAACAGCUGAUCAGAGCGACAGAUCGCCACUCCACGUACGCGUUUAGGGAUCUCACAGGACACAGAGCGCGUACAUCAACAUCAUGAGCCCCAGUUGGCAUGGAGGUGGAUAAGGCUGUUAGCACCAUUUCCCUGUUCAUGUGACCUGGGGGCAGGACCUUUAGUAGAAAGGCAGGACUAGGCCACAGAGUAACACUCGCCUUACCCGGGCCUAGAUGAUAACACUCAUCACUAACAGACAAAGCAUGGAGCUCACCAACCCUCUUGGUAGAGGCGAAGGCCACCAGACACGCUGUCUUGAGAGAGAUGUUUCAUGUCUAUAGCAUCUAACGGUUCAAAGGGAGGUCUGGAUAGUACUCCAAGAACCAGAUCCAAAUCCCAUUUGGGAUCUGAGGGGGCUAAUGAGGGGCAUAAUUGACAGACUCCCUUAAGAAACCUUGCCAUGGGCGGGUGGCUGCCAAGCGGACUAUCCUGCUCUUCAUCAUGACAUGCUGAAAUGGCUGCUGCGUAUAUCUUAAGUGUGGAUGCAGCCCUGCCAGCAUCGAACAAAGACGCCAAGAACUGGAGCACAGUUCUUAUGCUGCAAGAUUCUGGAGCAACCCACUGCUCCCCACACCACUGGCAGAACACGUGCCACCUCGUGUCAUAGGUUGACGUGGUGGAGGGGGCCCUGGAACUCUGUAAGAUGUUAACAACCAGACUGAACAGCUUUUUCGCUGUUCAGCGGCCAGGCCCACAGCUGCAGGCAGAAGGGAUUCGGAUGCCACAAUGUGCCCCCCGCCUGCGACAAUAGGUCCAGCUUC